Messenger RNA from Pseudopodoces humilis (Tibetan ground-tit), 2388 nucleotides. It is a transcript of the gene RGS7BP, whose product is annotated as regulator of G protein signaling 7 binding protein. The record is from RefSeq and is a predicted model, not a curated record. NCBI's taxonomy places the organism in Eukaryota, Metazoa, Chordata, Aves, Passeriformes, Paridae.
AUGAGCGCUGCACCGAGCGGGCGCAGGAAGCGCCCCCGCUCCGCCGCCUCCAUCUUCCAGGGCAGCAGGACCUCGCCGCACGGCCGCGACAGCGAACGCCAGGGCAGCGGCUCCGAUAGCGCCUACCAGACCCAGAGAACCCUGGACGACUGUAAGACGCUUGUCCAGGAGUUCAAUACCCAGGUGGCUCUCUAUCGGGAGCUGGUCAUUUCUAUUGGGGAUGUCUCAGUCACCUGUCCUUCUCUGCAUGCGGAAUUGCACAAAACUCGAACCCGAGGAUGUGAGAUGGCCUAUCAGGCUCAUCAAAAACUAGCAGCAAUUUCUGGCCCAGAAGAUGGUGAAAUCCAUCCUGAAAUCUGUAGACUAUAUAUCCAGUUGCAGUGUUGCUUAGAAAUGUACACAACAGAAAUGCUGAAGUCCAUAUGUCUGCUGGGAUCACUGCAGUUUCACCGGAAAGGAAAAGAACCUUGUGGCCCACCCAAGAACUUAGAUACUAAAGUGGAGGAGAGUUCUGAAGUACCUAUUUUAGAAGACACGUCAUUAUCACCAACAGAUAUUCAACAACAUCUAUGGCAGGUUUCCACAGAUAUUGAAAACACUGAAAGAGAUAUGAGAGAAAUGAAGAACCUUUUAAGUAAACUCAGGGAGACUAUGCCUUUACCACUGAAAAAUCAAGAUGAUAGCAGCCUCCUAAACUUGACUCCAUACCCACUGGUAAGAAGACGGAAGCGAAGAUUCUUCGGGUUGUGUUGUCUUGUCUCAAGUUAGAAGAUUAAGCACAGGAGUACCAAGGAGAUAAUGACUUUGAUUAAACCACUAUUAUUUGAUGACUGAAAAGAUGAAAGUGGCUAAUAUUGAUUAUAAAGUAUAUUUUCUACACUAAGCUAUUAAUUUUUGCCUUCUGCUCCAUCCUCCUUUUCAAAUAAGGGUUUUAAUACUUUCAAGUCUUGAAAGGCUGUGGAACAGAUCUAGCGUAUUUAAAACUUUUUAAAGUAUGUUUUGCAUGCUUACUUUCAGUCACUCAAAGAAGACACAAGAAUUAUGAUUCAUAGAUAAUUUUAGAGGGUUUUUUAAUUGUUUGAGCCACCGGUAAAAGUCUGUGCAUAGUACACUACUCUUACUUAAUUAUGAUUACUUAAGCAUAGAAGAAGAACAUUUGAUUAUUCUCUCACAGUCUUUAAGCAUAGGAAACUAUUUAAGAGCAAAACUAUUAAGGUUCUAAGACAUUAAAACAAUAUUGUAACAGAAUUUAUGAAAUAUAAUCCAGUUGCUUUUUGUGCUCUCAUUCAUAUUUAGUCUUCCACUGUAUCUCAACUUCAAAGCUUUAUAGAAGAAUACCUUAAUUUAUUAUACAAAAACCAUAUAUGAAAAUAGUUAGGAGUUGUAAAUACAGAGAAAUCAUAAUAUCUACAAACUGUACAAUGCUUAGAAGCAACAGAUUUCCUUUUAAGCCAAUAGUAUAUCUACAAGCUUUUGGAAAAAAAAAGUAAUUUAUUAAAAGAAGGUGUAUUAAAAUAAACAAUGUAAAACACAACACCAACCCAUUUUGUUGCCAGUAGAACUCAAAGCAUGGUGUCUGCAUAUCACUAAGUAUUGAUCUGAUAAGGCAUGCCAGAAUUAUCUCAGACUGUAAGAUAUUAAACAUUUUACAUUGUUAAUAAAGUUUUUUAUUUAAAUUAAACGUUGUCUUGUUUCUAGUUGUUACCAGACUAUGUAUUUUUUUCUAAUCAUGUUGUCAGAGUACUGCAUGAAUUUGUGACAAUAUUUCCAUUUCAGCAAGUAUGUUUACAAAGAUUAAAAAGAUAUGCAUGACUAAAUUCUUUAAAUAGCACCAAAAAAGAUAACUUCAGUGUGUUUGAAGAUUUUAGGUCAUGAACUGGCAUGAAUUAGGCAUAAAUAUUGCUAAGCAUCUGAAAUGGGGAGAUCCCUAUGCACACAAAACUAUGUGCUUGUGAGAGCAAAAAACAUUUUUAAAGAGAACGGAAUCAAAGUCCACAGCAUAAUGUUUAAGCACAGUUAAUUCUUUAAAGCUUCCUGCACAUAUCUCAUGAACCUUGUGUUAAUUAAUCAGAGCUGUUGUCUGUAACAGGCAGCACUGACAUGUUUCCACUAGAACUCUCAAAACAGUAGACUCACUCUAUGAUUCCAUCCUCACAGAUACACUAGGUUUUGCAACUCUUAAAAAAACAACUUUGGAAUAUAAAGUUUAAAAAGCUGUUUUGGAAAAACAACUGGUGUCUAAUGGCUAUUAAAAAUAAUGUCUACAAAGUUGAUUAGUAGUUACAAUUAACCAAUUAAUUUUUUUUCAGCAUAAGUGAAAAAGACAGACAUUAAUGCCAGAAAAAAUGUAUGCAUUCAAGACUGAAUGUACAGUGAUGCCAUGAGAAA